UAAAUAAUAUAAGUAUACGUAUUUCGUAUAACAUACAAUGAACACGUAUUUUAAUUAGGUGUUCAAUUUUAAUGUGCCAGAACGUCGCGAAAUCAUAGUCGGUGAAUAUUUUUUUUCAUACGUAUUUCGAACGAAAAAAUCGAUCGCGAUGAGUUUUUUAAACAUAAACUUCGAUUUGUUGCCCAUAAAGAUGCAUUAUUUUUUUUUCGAUUCCGCAAAUUCGCCAAUCAUCCCAUUUCUGUCAACGAUUACCAAGCAGCGUGGCUACUCGUCGACAGUGUUCGGCAGUAUUUUCACGUUGCUGUUAUUGCUAAACAUCGUGGUCAAACCGCUGACUGGCUAUAUCACUGAUAGAUGGAAGUGCCGGCGGACCGUAUUUUUAGGCUCGAUCCUCCUCAACGGUCUGUUAACACCUACACUGUAUUUCGUGCCAGGUGCUACUUCCUCGACUGGUGAGAUCUCUGACGCCGAGACCUUUAGCUCGUUGCAAUUCUGGUGGUUCGCAUCCGUCGUCAUACUGAGAAUGGUAUUGUUUAUGGUCACCGAAGUCCUGCAAGAGACCAUCUGUAUGAAAAUCCUAGACGGUGACAGCGUGAGGUUCGGAAUGCAACGACUCUGGGGUGCAGUCGGAUGGGGUAUUAUGUCCAUAGUGGCGGGGGUUGCCACUGACUGGUAUAGUAGUGGUAAAGCACAGAAGGAUUAUUUACUUGGAUAUUUGAUUUCAGCAACUUCGUUUUUCAUAGAUUUUGUGGUAACAUUCAACUUAUUAAAGGUACCCGAGACCGAUGGGCCAACAACAAAUAUACUCAAGGAUGUGAAAAUAGUAUUAAAAAAAGCCAAAGUAUGCGUUUUCCUUGUUUGGGCAACUACUGGAGGAAUUUUCAUGGUAUACAUUUGGUAUUAUUUUAUAUGGUAUCUAGAUGAUUUGGCAACCAAUUAUCACCCUGAAAGAAAAUCGAUGUUGAGCUCAAUUGAAGGAUUUUCUGUUACAAUCCAGUGUUUAAUUGGGGAAGUUCCAUUUUUCUACUUAUCUGGUCACCUGAUCAAGCGAACCGGUCAUAUGACGGCUUUUUCGAUAUCAUUCGCCAUUUUCGCUUUUAGAUUUCUUUUGUAUUCGUUCAUUCGAGAUCCACUGUGGGUAUUGCCUGUGGAAUUGUUAAAUGGUUUAACAUUUGGAUUGAGCUACAUUGCCGGAAUAUCAUACUCCGCUAAAAUUGCCCCUGUCGGUAGCGAAGGUACAGUUCAAGGAUUGUUUUCGAUGGCGUUUCAAGGAUUCGGAGCUUCGUUGGGUGCAAUAUUAGCCGGUUACACAUUCAGCCAUUUAGGCAGUGUAAUGGCUUUUCGAUUUAUCGGUUUCUCCGCCCUCGUUAUAUGUGUCAUUCAGAUAGUCGUCAAUCACUUUAUGAAUAAGAAUAAAAAAUUAAUCUCAUAAAUAAGUAAACUUCUAAUGAAAGAGGAUCCUUAUUUUGUGCCCACAUUUUCAGAAAAUAGCGUAAUAUUUGAUGUAAAAUCGUUAAAAACUUGUGUUUUGC
Messenger RNA from Melanaphis sacchari, 1532 nucleotides. RefSeq lists its product as uncharacterized. The record is from RefSeq and is a predicted model, not a curated record. Gene Ontology annotation, cellular component: membrane. The transcript has 7 exons. Gene Ontology annotation, molecular function: transmembrane transporter activity. The coding region runs from base 149 to 1432 and encodes 427 amino acids. NCBI's taxonomy places the organism in Eukaryota, Metazoa, Arthropoda, Insecta, Hemiptera, Aphididae.